UUUCUUCGACAUUGGCUGUGUUCUUUCCGUUUGGUUUAUUACGAGCGGCUGCAUGGUCGCGGCAACACGUCGCACCGCGCGUCAACGACAUAAAACAAAACAAAAAUACGCACUGAUAACGAAUCCGAUCCGCGCCGCCUUUCGCGGAGUUUCGAACACUGUUUACAAAACGCUUUCCUCGUUCGGAUAUCGCGGGUGACAUACGAUAGUUGGAGUGGCUGCCGAUGCGCGGAAGUCUAAGUGCGCGAAGUAUGCGCAUUCGUGUUAGUGGAUGAACUUGUGCCGCCUUUCUGGAAAGUCAAGGAAUACGACUGACGCAGUGAUUGAAGCCAUGCUCAUGUGCAGUUUAUCGAAUGCUAACGAUGCAGACAUGACUAAAAAGAUUGAAGCAUUAUGAUACACAACCUUAGAAAUAUGCUGGAGGUACCCGACAACAUAUCCGAAGCGAGCUUCGUGACGAGCGUGGAAGAGGCUUCGAGCCGCGUAGACCAAUGCACGCAAACGCCGCCCAGCGGGAAGGCGCGCCCACGCACUCUCCAAAGGUAUCACACCUCUGACCACAUCUACGAGAGACAGCCACACAGAAAGUACAAGCACGAACGAAAGAUAGAAUCCAGCGACUCCUUUCCAACCAUAACUAAGUUACCAAGUUAUGAGAACGGAUAUCCGAAGUUUAAAGUGAGCGUGUCAGACAGCCCAACCAUCUCAGUGACGCCGCCCCAUAGCUUGGAGUACGUGUGCCCUCGCGGCGGGACUAGCCCGGGUACCGCCACACCCAACGGCCUGGUCAACAAGUCUACUACAGUACUCCUGAGCCCGGGGUACUUGCAGAACCCUUGUCAAUGCAACCAGUCUAUUAAGAGUGUUAGCGAAGUAGCACUAACCAUGCCCGUGUCGCCUGGUUGGAACGAUCUCCCUUCAGAGCAUGCCGGCUCCGAGGGCCUCUCCUGGCGACGACUGCACAUGUCCAGAGCCAAACUGAAAGCGACUGCUACCACUUCUGAACUAUUGUCAGGUUUCGCGAUGGUAGCCAUGGUGGAACUUCAAAUCAACGAGCCAACGAACGUUCCAGAAUGGCUUUUUGUUAUGUUUGCUGUCUGUACCACGGUUUUAGUAGCUGUACAUAUAUUCGCUCUCAUGAUCUCCACGUAUCUACUUCCGAACAUCGACGCUGUGAGCAAGAUGGAGACGCCUGGUGGACCGACACGGGCGCUUCAGGACUCCCCUCAUGAGAGGAUGAGGGGUUUCAUCGAGCUGGCCUGGGCGUUUAGUACUGUUUUAGGUCUCUUCCUGUUCUUAGUGGAGAUAGCUAUAUUGUGUUGGGUGAAGUUCUGGGAUUACUCCUUUGCAGCCGCAACAGCUGCUACUGUCAUUGUUAUACCAGUGUUAAUUGUUUUUGUGGCGUUUGCGAUACAUUUUUACCAUUCGUUAGUGGUACAAAAAUGUGAGACGACGGUCAAAGACAUAGAACAGCUGGAAAGUAUGAAGAGAGACUUGGACACGGCGACUGUUAAAGUCAACAUGUACAACUAAAUAAGAUGUAAAUACCUAUAUAAUAAAUGGUAGCUGCGAAGUGCGUCAGGUGACGGAGAUCAGCCUAUGUAUAUCCGUCUCGAACAGGCCAGCACUGUGUGGACUGGCGAUGGGUUAUUUCUCAUCAAUUGAUACUCUACCUACGGGUGCAGUAGGAAUAAUUUUGCGUGGUUGUAUAAUAAAUAAAAAUAUUGCUUCACAAAGCAACGACAGUAAAAGAAGAGGGGUGAAUCCAAACAUAUGAUUACUUCGAAGACAAUCCGAACGAGUGUGGCCCAAAAAUGCAAUCAGAUAUGCGAAAUACAUAUAUAAGUUGUAAAAAAAACGAAUACUAUAUUUGCUGAAAAUGCAACGAUAUUUGCUCGAGUUUUAAAGUAAGAAUACAAUGAAUCGACAAAUAGAAUCGACUUUUAAAAUAUAAGAUAAAAUUAUUACGAACUCUUAUAAAAAAUGCAUGAUUGGUAUAUGGACUAUCGACUAUGAACGAAAGCGAAUUAAUAAAUUAUAUUAUUUGUUUACGCACAGAACGGAAAGGGCUUGGCAAAAGUUAAUGUUUCAAUGUAUAGUUCUCCACAAAAAUAACAACCAAUUCAAAAGUUAAAAACAUAGAAAAAAGUUGAACAUAAAAAAAAUUAUAGAUCUUAUUUUUAAUUUGAACGAUAAUUUAUUUUAAUGUUUUGUUGCUGAAAAUGUACGAACAUACGUUUGCCAUCCCGUUAUUGAAUACAAUCGUAAGCUUAUAAUUUUAUAUUUUAAAACCAUCAGCGAAAAAUAUAAAUUAGAACCUAAGCUUAACUGAUAAUUAUCUUCAGACUGUAUUUGCAAUCUCAUAUAAAAUCUAUUUUAUAUUAUGUUUGUAUUAUUUUAGUCUUUGAACAUGAGGUCUGAAGUCUCAAAAACAUAUUUAGUUUAGGUGUAAUAUUUAUAUCCAAUGUAAAUAGACUAGAUAAGUAGUAAUAAUUCUAAGGAUAAUUAAAUAUAUAAUGUUAUUUUAAAAUGUUACUGUUAUUGUAACAAUACUAAGGUGCUAUUGUAUUCACGAGGUAGGCAUUAUUAUAGAAAACCUUAUUAAGGAUAUAAUAGAUUAAGGAUUCAUUGUAAAUCAAUCAAUAUUUUUUUUAAUAUCAAUGUACAUUGGUGUCAAUAAAGUCAUUCAUAGAAUUUAUUAAAAUAAAAAUACUACAUAUUUUCUAUUUAUACUGGAUAGAUUUUAAAUAUGUAUAUAUUGAUCUAGCUAUCGACAUUAGUUGUAUUACAGAUUUUUAUAGUCCUUGAAUGAUAUUUCAAAAGACUGCCUCUGAAAUAAAAGUAUGUUAAAGUAGCACAACUAUAUUUGUUAAAAUAUAUUAGGUAUGGACCAAUUUAGAUAUUUUAUUAGUUAAACUGAACUGUUGCAUCAGUAUUGGACGUUUGAAGCUGUUGUAAGUUAUAAUAUUAAGCUUGUUAGUGAAUAAAGUCUAUUUUCAAAAAUAUGUUUUAGUUUAACACGUUAAAAUUACACGAUAUUAUUUCUAUGUAACCUCCUCCUUGUGUUUUUUUGGAGUAAUUUGAGUUAAAUUCCCCCACAUACCAAUUGAUGGUGUCUCCAUGGAAUAGGCACGAAAAUAGAUAAACAAAUCCAAAA
Molecule: messenger RNA, 3157 nt
Organism: Manduca sexta (tobacco hornworm)
Lineage: Eukaryota; Metazoa; Arthropoda; Insecta; Lepidoptera; Sphingidae
Product: calcium release-activated calcium channel protein 1
Exons: 8
Coding region: 394-1533 (379 amino acids)
Biological process (GO): store-operated calcium entry
Cellular component (GO): membrane
Molecular function (GO): store-operated calcium channel activity
Source: RefSeq, a predicted model, not a curated record